CUGUGGUCAAAACAGACACGGCGCAGCAGACUCUGGCGGUACACCUGCUGCAGGUCCGUGCGGGGAGUGUAGCGUGUUAGUGUGUGUCACACCUGCGCCGAGGCAGCGGCUGGAGUCUCCAGAGCCCGCUGAAGACGAGCGAGUCAUGGACGACGACGAACACCACCCGGAGCUGGAGAACAUGGCGCGCUUGGGCGUGCCGGGCGAGGAGCCACGCCGGCGGCGCAGCAGCAGCCCGCGCCUGCUGGACCGCGUGCAGCUGUUCGACCGCGUGGCACAGGAGCACGCCGAGUCGCAGGCCACCAACCCCUUCUCCGACCACUUCCAGGGCCGCAUCUCGCCUCGGCCCGACGACCCCGACUACGGCAAGCCGAAGGCUGGGUCCAAGACGGAGCUGCGAGGCAAGAAGGCGUCAUCGCAGGUGCACAAGGAGAUGCUGGAGCUGUGCAGCAUCAUUAGCGAGCACGGCGAGCCGCUGGAGGGAGGCGGCGCCGUCAUCUUGUUCGGCGAGCUCUUCCAGAUCUACACCUACAUCUCCAACAAGGUGGUCGGGCUGCUGCUGAGGGCGCGGAAGCAGAAACUGGUCGACUUUGAAGGCGAGACGCUGUUUCAGAGGAGGGAUGACGACGUGCCAAUAGUGCUGCUGAUGCCCCUGGAGCAGGUGCGCGAGCACUUCCGCAAGCAGGACGGCGAGUAGGCAGCAGAGGCUCGGAGCAAACAUGGCCGCCCACGACUUUCCAGUGGCCGCAGCCUUACUGCUGACACCGCCACCCGCCGCUGCCGUGCCGCACUGAGGCGGCCAUCUUGAUCCGAGAAGAUUUUAUGAGAUGUCAAUGUGAGCCGGCACAAAUCACAUAAUGGGGAAACACUUCACAGCAGAAGUCUGUAUGUAACUUGUCUACCAUGAGAUAUAUGUAUGUAAGUGUAUAGAGAAUCUCAUGCUAGAAAAGUGACAUACAGCCUUAAGCUGUGAAGUGUUUCCCCAGUAAGUGGCUUGUGCCGGCUCAUGUAUAUAUUCUCCUCUUCCCUACCAUUUCCAGGGUUUUGCACAUUUUGUUUCACUAUGUAACAGUGUGGAUGGAUGCUCUUUCAGGUGCCAGUCACCUAGAUAACCAAAGGGAGGCAAGUCGUGUGUAGUGAAACUCUGAAUGGUGUGAACUUCAUGCUGUUUGUUAUACUAAUUUAAAUGUUUGUGUAUCAGAUCGGUUGAGGUGGAAGUUGGAGACCACCUCAGCUUUUGCCUAAAUGAGCGUUAUAUAUAUAUGGUCAUCAAAUCAGUAUAAAUUUGAAAACUGAAUAAAUCACAGAAUAAUGUAGGUAGAGAGGUACAAAUUUACACACAUGCUGGGAAGGACAUGGGGUUUUAUUAGAACCAAAAAGAUACACUUACGACUUCAGGUAACCCACGAAGACAAUAAUCGCACGGACUGAGGUCUGGGGACCUGGGAGGCCUAGCAUGACAAAAGUGGGGGCUGAGCACAGAAUCAUCACCAAACGACGUGCAUCUGUCGGACAUUUUGUAAACUUUGUUUUUUUUGUUCUAAUAAAACCUCAUGUCAUUGUAAGCAUGUGUGUCAAUUUGUAACUCUCUAUCUACAUUAUUCUGUGGUUUAUUACGUUUUCAAAUUUAAAAUAACUUUUUGAUCACC
Molecule: messenger RNA, 1649 nt
Organism: Schistocerca gregaria
Lineage: Eukaryota; Metazoa; Arthropoda; Insecta; Orthoptera; Acrididae
Product: actin-binding Rho-activating protein-like
Exons: 5
Coding region: 146-697 (183 amino acids)
Biological process (GO): positive regulation of Rho protein signal transduction
Molecular function (GO): actin binding
Source: RefSeq, a predicted model, not a curated record